Messenger RNA from Closterium sp. Naga37s-1, 852 nucleotides. The record is from the annotation of a GenBank genome assembly. Lineage: Eukaryota; Viridiplantae; Streptophyta; Zygnematophyceae; Desmidiales; Closteriaceae.
AUGAAGGACCGCAUUCUUGCUCUCAGACAGCAACACUCCUCCCAGGUGUCGCCUCCAAGACGCAUCCUCCCUUUCCUGUACCUCCUCCCCCUUCUUGGUCAUUCGUUUCCCUUCCCCUCCUCCACGCUUUUUGCCCUUGUUCUCAUCUCCCUCCUUUCCCUGCACCAACAUUAUGUGAAACCUCUUCACCUCCCCUCUCCUCCUCUUCCCCUCCAUUCUCCCCCUCUUCCCCCUCCCCACCCCUCUCCUCACCUCCCCCCAGUUCACCACCAACUCCUUGAUCCGCACCAACGCCAUGAAUACACCAACGUCUCAUUAAUCCGCACCAACGCCAUGAAGUGCCUCCCCAACUACUUCCACACGGCACAGGUGGGAGCUGCUGCUACUGGGGACGGGGCAGUGCAUGCAAGCAGUACCUCGACUCAAAAGGUGACUUCUGACUUUAGAUUCGACUCAAAAGUCACCUCAGGGGAGUCGAGGCACUUGGAGAGGGCGUGUGGCAUGAAGCUCGAAGUGCUCUCCACUGUGCUGGUAUGCCCGUUCACCCUUUUCUUCUCACCCUUUCCUUCUCACCCUUUCCUUCUCACUCUUUCCUUCUCACCCUUUCCUUCUCACCCUUUCCUUCUCACUCUUUCCUUCUCACCCUUUCCUUCUCACCCUUUCCUUCUCACUCUUUCCUUCUCACCCUUUCCUUCUCACCCUUUCCUUCUCACCCUUUCCUUCUCACCCUUUCCUUCUCACCCUUUCCUUCUCACCCUUUCCUUCUCACCCUUGCCUUCCCACCCUUGCCUUCUCACCCUUGCCUUCUCACCCUUGCCUUUUCCUCAACCACCAACGGCAUGCUGUGAUUAG